AUGAACGCCACACUGCAGCCACUGCGAGCCGCCGCUGCCGCCACUCCGUCCAGCGUGCGCUUCUUUGUGUGUGGACUGGCAGCUGAGACGGUGAGUUGCGUCGUAUGGGUGCCGAUCGACGUGGCAAAAGAAAGGCUUCAGUCGCAGCCGCCAUCGCUGACGGGCCGCUACACGAGUAGCCUUGAUGCACUGCACCGUAUUUUAGCGAAUGAAGGAGUGAGAGGCCUCUACAAGGGAUACGCCUCCACCCUCUCCAGCUUCGGCCCGUUUUCGGCGGUGUACUUCGUAUUUUACGAGUACUUCACCAAGAUGCUGGCAGGGUUGCGUACCGCGACCUCAGCCGCGCCAAAGCAGGGUGACCGGAACGGCGGCAAGGAAAGAGAGCUGUUCUCUCUGGAGACGUUUGCGGUGGCGCUCGGAGCUGGCGCUGGUGGUAAUGCAGUGGCGUCCCUACUCACGAAUCCGUUGGAGCUGGUGAAGACACGGAUACAGGUGCAGCGGGCCGUGCUGCAUCGAGGAGACGUGGGUGCCUCUACCCCGACCCUGUUUUCAUACCACUAUCGGGGCCUGCGGGAGGGGCUCGCAGCACUAGCAAAGGAGAAAGGGAUACGGGGGCUAUGGAAAGGCGUGGGCAGUCGCAUCGCCUACACCGCACCAAACGCGGCGUUGACCAUGGGCUUCUUUGAGCUUUUGAAGACAAAGCUGGUGUGA
Messenger RNA from Leishmania mexicana MHOM/GT/2001/U1103, 711 nucleotides. RefSeq lists its product as hypothetical. The record is from RefSeq and is a predicted model, not a curated record. Gene Ontology annotation, cellular component: mitochondrial membrane. The transcript has a single exon. NCBI's taxonomy places the organism in Eukaryota, Euglenozoa, Kinetoplastea, Trypanosomatida, Trypanosomatidae. The coding region runs from base 1 to 711 and encodes 236 amino acids. Gene Ontology annotation, molecular function: ferrous iron transmembrane transporter activity. Gene Ontology annotation, biological process: iron import into the mitochondrion.